Molecule: messenger RNA, 1589 nt
Organism: Branchiostoma floridae (Florida lancelet)
Lineage: Eukaryota; Metazoa; Chordata; Leptocardii; Amphioxiformes; Branchiostomatidae
Product: peptidyl-prolyl cis-trans isomerase-like
Exons: 5
Coding region: 95-592 (165 amino acids)
Biological process (GO): protein folding; protein peptidyl-prolyl isomerization
Cellular component (GO): intracellular membrane-bounded organelle
Molecular function (GO): peptidyl-prolyl cis-trans isomerase activity
Source: RefSeq, a predicted model, not a curated record
GUCACAGUUCAACAUUCCAUCCCGCCUGCAACCGGCGAAGCACGAGGCACACCUUUCCAAGUUCGUCCAGAGAAAAAAAGCGAGAGUUACAAACAUGAAUCGUCCAAUAGUCUAUUUCGACAUCACUGCCGAUGGUGCACCGGUGGGCCGAAUCGUCAUGGAGCUCCGAGACGAUGUUGUCCCCAAGACAGCAGAAAACUUCCGCGCCCUGUGCACCGGGGAGAAGGGCUUCGGGUACAAGAACUCUUCCUUCCACCGGGUCAUCCCUGACUUCAUGUGCCAAGGGGGAGACUUCACCCGAGGGGACGGGACAGGAGGCAAGAGCAUCUACGGCAACAAGUUCCCGGAUGAGAACUUCCAGCUCAAGCACGAGGGUGAGGGUAUCCUGUCCAUGGCCAACGCAGGCCCGAACACCAACGGUUCACAAUUCUUUCUGUGCACUGUUAAGACAGCUUGGCUGGACGGCAAGCACGUGGUGUUUGGGAAGGUCGUGGAAGGCAUGGACGUGGUGAAGAAGGUCGAGACCUACGGCAGCAGUCCGUCAGGCAAGACUUCCAAGAAAAUCGUCAUCGCGGAUUCCGGGCAGCUGUGACGUGGUCGUCACUGGGGUUCCGUGAUCACAGAUUGAUCACAGAUUGAUUAAUCAUAGAUUAAUUGAUCAUAGAUUGAAUGAUCAUAGAUUGGUUGAUCAAAUCCCACAUGUCUCUGUUACCGUUCAUAUUGGUGUUGCAGGCAAACGAAUGAACGUGCAAUGGCUUAGAAGAAUUGAAUUAUUUGGCGGCUCAUCAAAAACUGCUGUAACGUAGUCUUUUGGGGUUCCGAUAAUCAUAAAACCUCUACCAGACUAACUACUCCAGAUAGCUAUAAGGAGGAUAAUUUGCCAGGGGAGUUUGACCACUGUAGGCUUUCUUUUUUUCUGAACCGUUAGGGGGAAUGUUAACCUUAGCAUGGACUCAUUCUCCUGGCCAACUAUUCCCUUUUGUCGGGUCUGGUGGAGGCUGAUAGAGCUAGCUCAAGUCCCACAUGCUGUUGCCAUUUUAUACUGGUGGUGUUGCAGGUAAACGUGCAAUGGCUUAGAAGAACAGAGUUAUUGAAAACCUUUGGUGGCUCAUCGCCGGUUUGAAUCUUGUCAAAGUUUUUCUAUACUACAUGUAUGUCAAAAUGUAGGAAGGUUUGUCUUUCGUCAAUGGUUGUCUGUGCUUGGUGUUACAUGCGUAUGAUUUCAUCAGCUAUAAAGACUUAAAUGUCAAGCGAAUUUUGGAUCUAAAUUAAGUCAAAGCAUCACGUAGACAAAUUUGUUACAUUUCAUCGAUGUUGUUUUCUUUUUUUGUAAUCAACACGAGUGAUGGUGAUACUUAGCCUCCCUUGCAGACCUUGGAUUUUGUCAACGUCUUUACAAACAAUAUGUAUCUUAAGAGAUAGAAAAGUUUAUUCCCCCUCAGACGCCUGCAAAAGAUACUUACAGCAUUUUCCCAAGAAUGACGUCAACAUCAGUACCGUAGUCAAAUCUGUCUAUAAGGUUUACAUUGUUACAAUUGGGUGCGUAUCAUAACAUCAGCUGCAGAAUUAAAGUUUUCUUUGGCUCGAUA